AUGACGACAAUUGCUCUCCCUCGCCCUGCGAUCCCUUCAGGCCAUAUCCGCUCCUCCUCUCCGCGGCCCCUGGCUCCCAAUCUCAGUCUCGAUCAUAUCAACUCCUCGGCAGCAUGCCCAAUUCCUAUUCCCAACAAGCAUUUGCCUGUCUGUCCUCCUGGUCCCGCCCCGGCCGAAAAGCCUGAUACCCCUCCACAGUCCCCACCGUCGAAAGAGCUCUCUCUCCAACCGCGCUCCCUCCUCCAUCCUCCCGAUAAAUACAAAGCACAACUUCUGGGCACGUCCACUGUUUACGAGAUCGGUGCCGCAGAAGUGGCUGCUGCUCUGGACCACAUUGCGGGACAACCUCUGCCAGACCCAUCCCAAGUCUUCCCUUGGUUUCACGGCCUUCAUCCUUGUAACCACAUUCAACAAGCCUUUUUCAUCGCCAGGCGGCGGAACUUGAGGAAGACCCCAAAAUGUUUGCGAGGCAUAACAAUUGUCAAAGCUGGUGGGGAUCUGAGCUGUUCGAGGCUCAAGGGUGCAAUUGCCCCGGAGGAGUUCUUGCUUCAGGACCUUGCUGGAGCAGUCUUCAGAGAAGUGGAUCCGAAAGAAGGGUUUUCCGUUCGUAAUUUCCAGAUUCAAGCCGCCAAGUCUGCCAUGGUUUCUGAUAUCCUGGUCUAUGGUGAGGAUGAAUUUGAGGUUCAGAGGCUCGCUAGGGAUUGUGCAGCCGCCCAGCAAUCAUGGCGGGAAACGCAUGAAGAAAAGGGGCACGAGCUCCUCAGGUAUAACACUUUUGUUUGCACAAGCCCCUUUGAGGAGUUCGAGGAGAAGUGCCCUGAAAUUGUUGCUACCGAUUCUCGGGGGCAGAUGACGGGCAAUGUCAUGGACUUCUUCUACCAGGAGAGACUAGAGAUGUGUACGAUGACGAAGGCCUCGGAAAUUGAUCACAACGUCUGGUUAGGCCCCACUCCUGAUUCUUCUAUAGAUCCGGCUUUGCUCGGCAGCGAUGAGCAAUUCGACAUCCUCAUCGAGUGCAGUGAUCUGGGUCGAUUGAAUCCAGCUUCCCUCCAGGCGAUUGCAGAGAAUACCACUGAUGACCAUCCUGUGUAUCUCGACUUUCCAUCAUCUGGCAGUAUUAUGCCACCAACGUGGUCUCAAGCAGAAGCGGAUGGUAUUCUAGAAACGUGCAGAUGGCUUUACAACCUCUCCCAUGGCAUUCUCCCUUCGACCCCCCAGACACAAGAGAACGAUGCUGAAGGGGAUUCUCCUAUGCCCUUCUCUUCGCCACCGCCUACUAGGACUCGAGAAAGGAAAAUACUGAUCCACUGUACCGAUGGGUAUACAGAAUCGACACUCCUUGGCCUGGCAUAUUUUACGUAUGCCACAGGUCUUCCGGUCCCCACGGCUUGGCUUGAUUUGCACGUCUCCAAAGGACGCAACUUUUUUGCUUAUCCUUCCGAUGUAGCCUUACUGACUACAAUUGCCCCACGCCUCUUAUCCGAAUCCCCCACCCAUGCUGAGAAAUCCCUUUCCGACAUUACUGAGCUGGCAAAGGAUGAGCCUGAGUGGAUCAAGAACAUGGAUGGCUCUCUUCCAAGUCGAGUUACUGAUUAUAUGUAUCUGGGAAAUCUGGGGCAUGCAAACAAUCCCGAUCUCUUGAGACAGAUGGGGAUAAGACAGAUACUCAGUGUCGGAGAAACUGCUGUUUGGAAGGAUGGAGAGUUGAGCAGGUGGGGAAAAGACAAUGUGAUGGUCGUACAGAGGGUACAGGACAACGGCGUUGACCCUUUGACGGAGGAAUUUGAGAGAUGCCUUGCAUUCAUAGAUCGUGGCAAAGCCAACGGCACCGCGACACUCGUCCAUUGUCGCGUUGGUGUUUCAAGGUCAGCAACAAUUUGUAUCGCGGAAGUGAUGCGAUCUUUGGGACUAUCAUUUCCUCGUGCAUACUGUUUUGUGCGAGCUAGACGAUUGAAUGUCAUCAUCCAGCCACAUCUCCGCUUUUCUUACGAGCUUCUCAAAUGGGAGGAGAAACUCCGAAGGGACACUCAUCAGGAAGGGCGAUUCAGGAGAGAAUUGGAGUGGCCGGAUAUCGCUCGCGAAGUGGCUGCCAUGAAUAAGCCAUAUGCGAGGUGA
Molecule: messenger RNA, 2115 nt
Organism: Hyaloscypha bicolor E
Lineage: Eukaryota; Fungi; Ascomycota; Leotiomycetes; Helotiales; Hyaloscyphaceae
Exons: 2
Coding region: 1-2115 (704 amino acids)
Biological process (GO): protein dephosphorylation; nuclear DNA replication
Molecular function (GO): protein tyrosine/serine/threonine phosphatase activity
Source: RefSeq, a predicted model, not a curated record